AUGCACAAUUCCCUCUGGGACACCACGACCAUCUCCUACACAGGAUGUGCUGCUCAGCUCUUCUUCUUUAUGUUCUUCAUGUCAGCAGAGUUUUAUCUCCUGACCAUUAUGUGCUACGACCGCUACGUGUCCAUCUGCAAACCCCUGCACUACGGGACCCUCCUGGGCAGCAGAGCUUGUGCCCAUAUGGCAGGAGCUGCCUGGGCCAGUGCCUUUCUCACUGCUCUCAUGCACACGGCCAAUACAUUUUCCCUGCCCCUGUGCCAUGGCAAUGCCCUGGGCCAGUUCUUCUGUGAAAUUCCCCAGAUCCUCAAGCUCUCCUGCUCCAAAUCCUAUCUCAGGGAACUUGGGCUCAUUGCUGUUAGUGCCUGUUUGGUAUUUGGCUGUUUUGUGUUCAUUGUUUUCUCCUGUGUGCAGAUCUUCAAGGCUGUGCUGAGGAUCCCAUCUGAGCAGGGACGGCACAAAGCCUUUUCCACCUGCAUCCCUCAACUGGCCGUGGUCUCUCUGUUCAUCACCACUGGUAUAUUUGCUCACCUGAAGCCCUCCUCCAUCUCCUCCCCAUCCCUGGAUUUCUCAGUGUCAGUUCUGUACUCGGUGGUGCCUCCAGCCCUGAACCCCCUCAUCUACAGCCUGAGGAAACAGGAGCUCAAGGCUGCAGUGUGGGGACUGAUAACUCGAUGCUUUCAUAAACAUUGA
Molecule: messenger RNA, 696 nt
Organism: Passer domesticus (house sparrow)
Lineage: Eukaryota; Metazoa; Chordata; Aves; Passeriformes; Passeridae
Product: olfactory receptor 14I1-like
Exons: 1
Coding region: 1-696 (231 amino acids)
Biological process (GO): G protein-coupled receptor signaling pathway
Cellular component (GO): membrane
Molecular function (GO): G protein-coupled receptor activity; olfactory receptor activity; odorant binding
Source: RefSeq, a predicted model, not a curated record